Hirsutella rhossiliensis is the source of this 441-nucleotide messenger RNA. Its product is annotated as PIF1 protein. The coding region runs from base 1 to 441 and encodes 146 amino acids. The transcript has a single exon. The record is from RefSeq and is a predicted model, not a curated record. NCBI's taxonomy places the organism in Eukaryota, Fungi, Ascomycota, Sordariomycetes, Hypocreales, Ophiocordycipitaceae.
AUGCCGCCGGGCACGAUCUUGUUGACACCCAUGACCGUUAAGAUACAGUGCCAGCGAAAAAGGCCGUGGCAACGCAACGACGUCAGCCGAAAGGGUUUGCCGUGCGCAGCAGCGUUCGCGUGCACGGACUACAAGGUGCAGGGCAAAACGCUGGAGCGCGUGGCCCUCGAGCUGCGAGGGACACGGACGACGAAGAUGGAUGGAACGGUGGUGCCCUCGCAGUGCGACCCGUACGGCCUGUACGUGCAGCUAUCGCGCUGCCGAACUCUAGACGGCAUCAUGCUCGUGUCCAAGGUGCGGGACAGAGACUUGGUGGGCAACCGGGUCCCCGAGGAGAUGACUGCCGCACAGGCCAGGCUCGAGGUACUGAGCGAGAGGACCGUUGAGGAGGCGUUGCGCUGGCUGGACGGUGAUGCUGAAGAGUCAAGGCGGCCGCGCUAG